AAUUAAAUCUUAAUUGGUGCUUCCAAUACCUAAUUUUGGCAUAUCUACAAUUACACCCAAUUCUGCGUUCAUUUCUAUUUUGAUUUUCUAUUUUAUUUUACUUCAUUCUUUAAAGUUUUUUCUUUUACUUGCCGUGAUUUCAUGGUUAAUUGAUAAUGUACAAAGCAAAACACCCUUUAUCUCAAAAAGUCGCAACAAGUUUCUUCUAAACAAAUUGAAAAAUUUAUUUAGCAGCUUAGCUUACUAUCAUUUGCUAACAUUUAUAAAAUGCACAACACCAAAUUAAACGGCAACACUUUGAAAUAUCAAUACUUUGUUUAAAAGUGCUCAAGCCAUCUAUGAAAUUUUAUUUAGUAUGUUGGACGUUUUUGUAAAUAUUAAGAUAUCAAAUGAUUACAUGCAUUGGUCCCAAUUUUUUUUACUAUGUAGCAAUACAAUGAACAUUAUUACUAGCUUGCCCAUUGAAAUAGAAAUCGUUACUUUCAUCAUCCCAAUCCUUCUUGAGUCUUUCCAGUCUUGUUGGGGAUUUGAGUCCUGUCAUAUUUGACAAAUCAAUACUUGGGUGUAGUGAUAUACAGCAGACAGCUCUAAGAAUUCAUUUGCUGCAUCUGUGCCUAUGUCCAUAAAUUAUAGGGCUUGCAGUAAUCUAUAUGCGACGAAUCCUGCUCCACCUAGUAAAUAGAUUUGUAUUGACGGAAUAUUCAGUAGGACCUCCAAAGCUGCAGUAACGCACAGACUUGAUAGCAUUUCAUAUUACUCAGCUGCCUCCACUUCCUCCUGUCUACCAGAUAACCCCUCCAUUGGCCUUUCUAUGGUCUUACUACUGUUAAGUACUGCCAAAAUGUUGGGUUUUAGCCCCAGUUAUUUCCACACAUUAUUUGUGACUCCUAAUUAGUUUGCUUUAUAAAAAAAAAUAUUGGCUUUUUCUAUAUAUGACUCUUACAGAGUACUAGCAAAUUUUUUUGUUGACGCCCCCUGCAGAUAGUUUUUGGAGUAGUUAAUCAACCAGUAUGGCUUAUGGCAGAUGAAAAAAAAACAGUCCAUGUGAUAUUAUUUGUUUAUAAAACAAAAUAAAUAGCGCUUGUCCUUUUGCGAAUAAAAACAAUCACAAUUUAUUUUUCCUAAUUUUUGUUUUUCGCUGCAUUGAGCAAAUGUUGUGCGCCGCCUCUGUGCAUGCGCCCCUGCUAAAAUAUUAACGCUGUCGUGAUAACUGUAUGUCGGUAGCGCGGUCACAAGGAUUUUAAUUUUUUUAUCGGUAAUCAGAGACGAUUUAUGAAUUUUCAUAUGCGCCAGGUCCUGGUGGAACAUUUCAAGAACUUAAUAUGACGGUUGCGAACGUUUGACGUCAUGUUCUCGGUACGAAAUAAGCCGCUGCUGUUGGCAAUUUCUCUGUUGACGUUUGUCGCGUGUCAGGAGAUUAAAAUAGUCGUUCUAAAACAACACGGCCAGGAAGAUGUAGUUAAAGUAUUGGAAGAAACCUUAAACUACACGCUCAACGACUUGAGGGUGACCGUAAGCCAUGCAGCCAUGGAGGGUAACGACGAAGACUAUCAAACCGUUUGCCAGAGCAUUUCUGGGGGCGUGGCUCUCAUCCUGGACCUGACUUGGACGGGCAACGACCCGGCGUUCCACCUCUCCAACAACAUGAGUAUACCCUACAUCCAAUCCGAUGUCUCCAUCGGACCGUUUCUAGAGCUUCUAGAUGCGUAUUUGGAUGCUAGAAAAGCAACCGACGUUCUAGUCAUAUUCGACCAUGAUAGAUAUAUAGAUCAAGCUUUGUAUUACUGGCUGGACUCCACCCGGCUGAGAAUGAUCAUAUCAAACUUAGACAAGAAGGCUAUACAGAGGAUCAACAAGAUCCGCCCCACGCCCAACAGCUUUGCUAUAAUCGCCGCUACGUCGAAUGUUAGCAGCAUUUUUAACCAGGCGUUGAAGCAGGACCUUUUAAAGCUCCCGGAGCGAUGGAAUCUGGUAUUUACCGAUUUUAGAUACAAAAAUUUCGAUCGCGACGUUAUCGGCGAUCUGCCGAUCACCGUCGUCACUCCGGACGAAGACUUUUGCUGCGACAUGCUGCUCAGAGACGAAUGCCAAUGUCCGUCGGACUUUAACAUGCAGUCCCAGUUUAUUUACUGGCUGUCGGAACUCGUAUCCAGAGUCGUAAAGACCAUGCUAGACGACAAUUUGCAGUUUCCCAAAGUGCUAAAGUGCAACAGUUCGAGGUUUCCGGAACAGACGAAGCAGCGGUUCGACGAAAUUGUGGAAAAUCUCAUUAACGAAAGUAGUACCGUUAUCAAGAGGAAGGGCAACAGUUUGACGAUGAAUGUUAAAGGGAUUUUUGAAAAGAAUGUUAACGGUACUCUCGAAAUGUUGGCCACUUAUCGAAAUGGAGAAUUUAACACUGUUAAGGGUGGGGCGCUCAACCCCAUUAAGGCGUUUUACAGAAUUGGAAUUACACAUGCUUUGCCGUGGUCAUAUAAAGAACAAGACCCUCAAACCGGGGAAAGUUAUUGGACGGGUUACUGUGUGGAUUUCGCUAACAAACUAUCGGAAGUGAUGGGUUUCGAUUUCGAAUUCGUGGAACCCAAAUCUGGAACAUUCGGAGAAAAAGUUAACGGUUCCUGGGACGGCGUUGUAGGCGAUCUUGCUAGAGGCGACACUGAUAUCGCCAUUACGGCCAUUAUAAUGACGGCUGACAGGGAGGAAGUGAUCGACUUCGUCGCGCCCUAUUUUGAACAAACUGGAAUAACGAUAGUUAUGAGAAAGCCCGUUAGGAAAACUUCACUAUUCAAAUUUAUGACGGUACUGAAACUAGAAGUCUGGCUGAGUAUCGUGGCCGCCCUGAUUGUCACCGGCUUUAUGAUUUGGUUCUUGGACAAAUACUCCCCGUACAGCGCAAGAAACAACAAGAAAGCUUACCCGUAUCCAUGCAGGGAAUUCACCCUCAAAGAAAGUUUUUGGUUCGCGUUGACCUCCUUCACGCCACAGGGAGGCGGCGAAGCGCCCAAAGCCUUAUCCGGGAGAACAUUGGUGGCCGCAUAUUGGCUGUUCGUGGUUUUAAUGCUGGCUACAUUCACCGCCAAUCUGGCCGCAUUUCUGACCGUGGAAAGAAUGCAGGCGCCAGUGCAAUCUCUGGAACAACUGGCUAGACAAUCUAGGAUUAAUUACACUGUCGUCAAGAAUUCAGAAACGCACAAGUACUUCAUAAAUAUGAAGUACGCGGAGGACACCCUUUACAGAAUGUGGAAAGAACUGACGUUGAACGCCUCCACUGACGAUACGAGGUACAGGGUGUGGGAUUACCCAAUCAGGGAACAAUACGGCCAUAUUCUAUUGGCGAUUAACGAUUCAAAUCCGGUUCCCGUAGCAUCGGAAGGGUUCCGACUCGUAGACGAGCAUCUGGAUGCAGAUUUCGCUUUCAUACACGACUCCAGUGAGAUCAAAUAUGAGAUAAGUCGAAACUGUAACUUCACCGAGGUGGGAGAAGUUUUUGCCGAGAAGCCAUACGCCGUGGCUAUCCAACAGGGCAGCCAUUUACAAGACGAUCUUAGCAAAGUCAUACUGGAUUUGCAAAAGGAUAGGUUUUUCGAGAACUUGCAGUCCAAGUACUGGAACCACUCGUCGAAAGGCAACUGCCCGAGUACUGACGACAACGAAGGAAUAACUUUAGAGAGUUUAGGUGGAGUUUUCAUCGCGACCCUUUUCGGAUUGGCGCUGGCCAUGAUAACGUUGGCAGGAGAAGUUUUGUAUUACAAGCGUAAAGGGCAGCGCGAGGAAAGCAAGAAAAAAUUGCAAGUUGCCAAAGUGCCCAAAUUCGAUGGACUAAUUUUGCCGCCUAAAUACACAGUUGCAGCUAAUAAAGUGUCCAAAAUGGGUCCAGCAGGAGCGAAGCAUGCUGAUAUCGAGGGCAUUAAAAUUGCACACAUUUCUUUAUAUCCCAAAGCUAGAAAUAGAAUCACCCAAGUAAGUUAAGAAAUUUU
Molecule: messenger RNA, 3977 nt
Organism: Cylas formicarius (sweet potato weevil)
Lineage: Eukaryota; Metazoa; Arthropoda; Insecta; Coleoptera; Brentidae
Gene: Ir8a
Product: ionotropic receptor 25a
Exons: 11
Coding region: 1348-3969 (873 amino acids)
Biological process (GO): synaptic transmission, glutamatergic; modulation of chemical synaptic transmission; monoatomic ion transport
Cellular component (GO): plasma membrane; postsynaptic membrane
Molecular function (GO): glutamate-gated receptor activity; transmitter-gated monoatomic ion channel activity involved in regulation of postsynaptic membrane potential
Source: RefSeq, a predicted model, not a curated record